UGCAAGAAGUUGCUCAGAUACAACGGAUAUCCGAAUAAGGUCCUUUUGUUCCCCGAGGAGGGUUGGGCGAGAAGCGCGAGUAGUUCCUACUGGACCCUGACGCCGUUCUGGUGGAGUCGGAGCCGAUGCAAGGUCGUCGAAGUCGCUGGAACAAGAAGGUAUAGUACUCAGGCGAAAAUGGUGGACACGGGUACGGGCACACUUUAUAUUAUCGGCUCGUUCAAGAGAAUGACUACCGACCCUGAUUUUAAGCUGUACCUGACGUCGAACGUUUCGUCGAGCGACUUCAACAUGGGCUACAGUAUGACGGGCACGCUGGAGCGCGGCUGCAAGAAGACCAACUCCUUCCAGAUGACCCACUUCGCGGUGAUACGGCGGCGGGACUACGAGAAGGCGUACGAGGACCCGAAUCCCACCUAGUGUCCGUCCACACCCACGCUCUCCGAGUGUGGGGACUGCGAGCAUUACACGUAGCUGUGGGGGCAAGGGGCC
Pogonomyrmex barbatus (red harvester ant) is the source of this 492-nucleotide messenger RNA. RefSeq lists its product as uncharacterized. Lineage: Eukaryota; Metazoa; Arthropoda; Insecta; Hymenoptera; Formicidae. The record is from RefSeq and is a predicted model, not a curated record.